This is a messenger RNA of Acanthocheilonema viteae, 1038 nucleotides long. Lineage: Eukaryota; Metazoa; Nematoda; Chromadorea; Rhabditida; Onchocercidae. The record is from the annotation of a GenBank genome assembly.
AUGGAAUCAUCACUCGACGAUAAUACAUUUACCAAUUUACCAGCAAAAACUGUUCCAAAUCUGAUUAAUACGCAAAAUAUUAUUCUCCCAAAGAAAUUUACAAAAAUAGAAUGCCUCAGACCAAUAAUACAAUUAGGUAUUGAAGAUACUUUGGUUAAAUUUGGCGAAAAAAUACGAGGUCGAUGGCUUAUUAAAGGAUUAAUUGGUAGCGGUGGAUAUGGAGAAAUAUAUUAUGCAUCAGAUUUGAAAAUGAAUGGCGAAUCAGUGGCUGUUAAAGUGGAACCUGUGAUAAGGAAAGGAAAAAUAAUGUUGCGUCUGCAAGGUAAACCGCAUGCACCGUUGAUGUGGGCUUCCGGAACGGAACGUGGCCUAAAUUAUAUUGUAAUGCAAUUGCUAUCAAGGAAUGUGGCAGAUCUAAGAAAGCGAUGUCCCGUACAACGAUUAUCGAAGGCUACCUCAGGACGAAUCAUGCAACAAGCAAUAGCUGGUCUUCGUGACAUUCAUAAAGUGGGAUAUAUUCAUAGAGAUGUGAAACCAGCGAAUAUGUGUUUCGGUCUCACCGAAAAAAGCAGCCGACGUUUGAUCAUUGUGGAUUAUGGUUUGGCGAGAAGAUUUCGGCAAAUGGACGGGAAACCAAUUGAAAGACGAAAACGAGCUGGUUUCCGUGGAACAUUACGCUAUGUGUCAAUGCGCGUACAUGAUCGGAAGGAGCAAGGACCAUCAGAUGAUCUGAUCGCACUUUUUUUCACACUUAUCGAAAUACUUAGAGGGGAAUUACCAUGGAGGGAUGAGAAAAAUGAUGAAAAAAUGAAAAGCGCUAAAAUGGAAUUGAUGAAAGAUGAUUUCGUGAAAAUAUCCAAAACUUUUGGCUUCAGCGUAUGUGAAUACGGUCGAGCAGUAAUGACAUUAGCUGUAGAUGAUGAACCUAAUUAUACAUUUUUAAUUUCAACCAUGAAGAAAUUGGCUGGCAAUCGACAUUUAAACGAUCCAUAUGAUUGGGAAAAUGAUUAUUUGGAAGUGCUAAAGGAAUAUAAAUAA